CAGUGGCAAUGUCCCCAUUGUGAAACGACCGCUGCGUUUCAUUCGAAACUGAAGCUGCAUGUUCAAAACGCUCAUAAGAGCGACGCGGAACCUAUGGACAUGUACUCAGCCGAACUGGAGAACAAAUGGCUGGAGCUGUUCCGGCAAUGUUUUCCGCAGUUCGCUCAGCAGUGUUACGUCGAAGACUGGAAAUUCCGCUCAAAACAACAGCAGCAUUUGCAUAGCAUCUCAGUUGACGAAUGGAAUACCCGAGGAACAGAAGGUGGCGAACAACUGAGACGUACAAUUCUUAUCGAUCCAGAAGAGCCACGAAAGGAAGUGGAAGAGAAGCCAGAAAACCAUCAGAACAGUGCAUCGAACGGUCUCCAUUAUCACUCGAUUCCACAAACAACCGUAUCCUAA
Messenger RNA from Ostertagia ostertagi, 402 nucleotides. The record is from the annotation of a GenBank genome assembly. Lineage: Eukaryota; Metazoa; Nematoda; Chromadorea; Rhabditida; Trichostrongylidae.